Messenger RNA from Xyrauchen texanus (razorback sucker), 789 nucleotides. Its product is annotated as homeobox protein engrailed-2b. Gene Ontology annotation, cellular component: nucleus. The transcript is spliced from 2 exons. The record is from RefSeq and is a predicted model, not a curated record. Gene Ontology annotation, biological process: multicellular organism development; regulation of transcription by RNA polymerase II; neuron differentiation. Gene Ontology annotation, molecular function: DNA-binding transcription factor activity, RNA polymerase II-specific; RNA polymerase II cis-regulatory region sequence-specific DNA binding. NCBI's taxonomy places the organism in Eukaryota, Metazoa, Chordata, Actinopteri, Cypriniformes, Catostomidae. Bases 1 to 789 code for a protein of 262 amino acids.
AUGGAAGAAAAUGAUCAUAGCAACAGAAAUGUGGAGCAUCAGGAUUCGGGCGAUGAGUCUAAUAGGGCUUUUCUACCCCUGUUGCAGGCUCCUGGAAACGUACUCCCGCACAGAAUAACCAACUUUUACAUCGACAACAUUUUAAGACCAGACUUUGGUCUCAGGAAAGAAGGAACCAGACGUGAUGAAAUUAAUAUAGUUGAAAGAGAAAAUCGAUGUCCAUCGGCUCCCGGAUCAGGGCAGGUAGGAGCCCCAGUGUCAGAGGAAGGAACCUCGAGCACUAACCAAGUAAGCGCGUCUAAGAAAACUGAUAUUACUGUGGACGCACCUCUGAAAAACCGUGCAGAGACUGGAGAUCAAUCGUUAAGUUCAGAUUCGGAUUGCUCGCAAAGUAACGCUUUGCCGUCGAAAAAGCCAAUGCUUUGGCCGGCUUGGGUAUACUGCACAAGAUAUUCCGACAGGCCUUCAUCAGGACCAAGAUCCCGCAAACCAAAGAAGAAAAAUCCAACCAAGGAAGACAAGCGUCCAAGAACAGCCUUUACAGCGGAGCAACUCCAGAGACUCAAGACUGAAUUCCAGAAUAACCGUUACCUGACGGAGCAAAGGAGGCAAGCUUUGGCACAGGAGCUCGGCCUUAACGAAUCUCAAAUCAAAAUCUGGUUCCAGAACAAAAGAGCAAAGAUUAAAAAAGCUACGGGGAAUAAAAACUCACUUGCAUUACACCUGAUGGCACAGGGACUGUACAAUCAUGCCACAGCAUCUAAGGACGACCAAUCAGACAGUGAUUAA